CAUCAAUCAGAAAAAUCAGGAAACUGGGGCACUUUGGCGGAGUGGUUAACGCGAUGCCCUGCUAUAUCCUAGUAUUAGGAAUCAGCUUAGGCAUUCCCUUCGGGGGCGUGUGUUCGAAUCACACAGGUGUCGAUACUUUUACAUUUUUCUUCUACUAAAAAGAUAUAUUCCUUUUUCCUCGUACCAUUUAUUUUAAUAGCUUUUUAUUCCUCUUUUUGAGGUAGCUACAUACCCUAUUCUAUUAGUAUCAAUUUGUCGUCAAUUAUCUAAUGUUAUAAAAGAGAGACAGCUAUGACUUCGUGCAGAUAGAAAUAUAAUAUCAAGAAGGAAAAAAGCCCACGGCCACAUCUUUAAUAAAUUAUGUCAAAUUAUAAUUUUGUAUUAUUUGAAUUAUUACAUCCCUUAUAGCCUGUUGCAUGCGACAAAAGAUGAGUUACCUAGGUAUUAAGUCCUGUUGGUCAUCAGUAACUCCUAUAACGUAUCACAAAUCACGGCGACAGCCAACAUACAUUCGAUCAGCCAAUCCAAAAGGGCGCGGGUCUGUAGAAAUAUUUUAUUUCUUAGGCAGCAUAGCUAUAAACAUUGAUUCUAUCAUUGCCUAGAUACCAGCAGGUGUUAUAAAAUGGUAUCAAUUUACUACGACAUCAAAUAAUCUAACCUAUCGAUUUAAGUAACUCUGUAUAUUCGCAAAUCUUUCAUAAUGAAAGCCUUCAAAUUAGCCCAAUGGGGCCAACCCGGCCAAUACGUCGAAGUCCCCAAACCCGAACCUGGACCCGCGGACGUCCUAAUCCGCGUGAAAGCCGCGGGUCUCUGCCGGUCUGAUUUGGAUAUGGUCGACAACCUCCCCGGCGAUCCACCAUACGCCAAUUCCCUCGAACCGGGCUACAUCCUAGGCCACGAGAACGCGGGAUAUGUAGUGAAAGUCGGCAGCGCAGUCACAGAUCUGAAACCCGGGGAUCCGGUUGUUGUGCAUCAUAUGCGACAUUGUGGGAAUUGCGAACACUGUACCGAUGGCGCGGAACAGCAUUGCGAUGCUUUUAAACGCGGGGCUAUUGGUAUGACGAGGGGGUGUGGUAUGGAUGGCGGGCUGGCGGAGUUUAUGGUUGCGCCGCGGUCGGAAGUUAUAUUUCUGGGUGAGGGCGUGGAUCCGAUUCAAUACGCACCGCUUACUGAUGCUGGGGUUACUGCGUAUCAUGCUAUACGUAUGGUUGCGGAUCGGCUGAAGCCUGGGAAUAGUAUUGCGAUUAUUGGCGUUGGGGGACUUGGGAGUUAUGCUGUGCAAUUUGCGAAAUUGCUCUCGGCGGCGCAUGUUAUCGCUAUAGAUAUUAAGAUACCUAGACUAACUAAGGCGACUGAGUUAGGUGCUGAUGAAGUGGCGCAUUUUUUUGAUCGCUCUGGUGAGGGGACUGCGCAGAUGAUCAUGGAUCGGACUAAGGGGCGUGGAAUCGAUGUUAUUGUGGAUUUCGUGGGCAGUGCUGAUACGCUUAAGCUUGCGGCCAAGGUCUCACGACCAAGAGGACGUAUUGUGCUUGUUGGUAUGCAAGGAGGUACGCUGGAGGUUGGUUGGGGAUUACUGGCUACGAGUUGUGAAUUCAUGAUUAGUUUGGGGAGUACGAGACAGGAUUUACGGGAGGUGUGUGAGUUGACGAAGGCCGGGAAGUUGACAAUUGAUAUUGAGAGGUUUGCGUUUGAGGAACUGGAUAAGGCUUAUGAAGCGUUGAGAUUUGGGACUUUAUGGGGAAGGGCAGUUGUGGUAUUCCCAUGAAUAUACCUUUCGUUUAUUUCUAAUGCCUUGUAUUUUUGCGCCAGGUGAAAUAGAAAUUCCAGGCGAAAAAGAAAUGAAGUAUUUGGUGCGACAUGCUAAAUUACUAUUCUCAAGAGCACUGUUUUCAAUUGUCUCGGUGUAUAUACAAUGCUAUUGACAGGGUCGAAUCAAUCUUGUGGAAUUAUAGGGCUUUGCACAACCCCUAGUCUUUCGUUUCUAAACUACUUCAUCGGAUUUCUCGCAGGUUUGUUUCGGCUGGUUAGUAUCCUGCAGCGGCGUGGGACGGUCGACCAGUUGCAGUAUGUCCUUGCCUGUGUCACGCUUCUUGUAAACUUGUCU
Messenger RNA from Hypoxylon trugodes, 2104 nucleotides. RefSeq names its product alcohol dehydrogenase GroES domain protein. The coding region runs from base 701 to 1765 and encodes 354 amino acids. Gene Ontology annotation, molecular function: zinc ion binding; oxidoreductase activity. The record is from RefSeq and is a predicted model, not a curated record. Lineage: Eukaryota; Fungi; Ascomycota; Sordariomycetes; Xylariales; Hypoxylaceae. The transcript has a single exon.